This is a messenger RNA of Vicia villosa (hairy vetch), 2946 nucleotides long. RefSeq lists its product as uncharacterized. Bases 1 to 2946 code for a protein of 981 amino acids. The transcript has 7 exons. The record is from RefSeq and is a predicted model, not a curated record. Lineage: Eukaryota; Viridiplantae; Streptophyta; Magnoliopsida; Fabales; Fabaceae.
AUGGUAACAGAUGUUGUUAAAAACACUGGUCCUCAAUCAUCAAUUGCAAGAAAUAGGAGAAAACUUAUUCUCAAAGCGAAGAGGGAUUAUCGAAACGGUAUCCGAUUAAACAACCUCACUUCCCAUUUAAAUCUUAAUUUUACAUCCUCUGUAACAUAUGAAACCACUGUUAAAACGGCUAUGACUAGAAAGAGAAGGAAGAUAAUCUUGGAUAACAGAAAAAGAUUGAGAAAUUUCAUCAAUACUGAAGUUAGUGAGUGCGCAGAUGCAAAUUCAAGACGCAAGAAUUCAAAUUAUGGGGUUCAAUUUUCAAAUAACAUUGUUAUUCAAAAUCAGAACAUGGAUCAUGCAUCUACCUCAAAUCAUAAUAUGUCAGUUGAGUCUCAUUAUCAGGACAAUGAUGACUCCAACUCUGACAAUAAUUUAAAUUCUUCUAAUAGUUCCGACUCUGAGGAGGAUUCAGUGUCUGCACAAUUACAGGAGGCCCAUCUUCAAGAAUAUUACGAUAUUGGAGACCAAAAUUAUGAAUGCGCACACUGCCAAGCAUGUAUGUGGUACCAAGAAAAAGUAAAUAGACACAAAAUUACAACAAUUCCUCGGUUUCAUCGUUGCUGCCGUGGAGGAAAAAUUGUUCUCCCGUUCCUUGAGCAACCUCCACAGGUGUUGCAAGAUCUUCUAUUUAAUAAAACAUAUUUAGAUAGUAAAAACUACCAGGCUAACAUACGAACAUACAACGCAAUGUUCUCAUUCACCUCCCCCGGAAUGAAAUUUGACACAACAUACUUUAAAAGAGGAGGACCCCCUACUUUGAGACUGCAAGGUCAGACCUGUCAUCGAAUUGGUACACUACUGCCAGAAAUCGGAAAAGCUCCGCAAUAUGCUCAAUUAUAUAUCUACGACACGGACAAUGAAGUUGAACACAAAAUAAAAUGUUUCAAGGACAACAAAGGCAUCGAGCGCCUCGUUGUCAAUAAGCUCAAGCUAAUGUUAGAUGAGCACAAUGUUCAUGCCAAAGCUUUUAGAAUGGCAAGGGAUGUUUUAAGGACAAAUUCUUUCACAGAUUUAAAACUCAGGCUUAUUUCUGAUAGAUCCGAAGAUGGCCGUGUUAACAACAAACCUACUAUCUCAGAAGUGGCUGCACUCAUUGUGGGAGACAUUGAUUCUGCUGAUAAAAGGGACAUCUUAAUUCAGCGCCACAAUGGUGGUUUGCAACGAAUAGAUGAGUUUCACCCAGCAUAUUUGGCAUAUCAGUAUCCUUUUAUAUUUCCUUAUGGGGAAGAUGGUUACAGGAAAAAUAUAAUGCAUAAAUAUCGCCAUGAAACUGAGUCGAUGGGUUAUGCUAUGAUGGAAUCCGAACGACUGAAUUGGUUGAGGGAUAAUCAAUCGAAGUUAAGAGUGGGCAAAUAUAAUAAUUUGACCACUCAAACUGAUGGCGAUAGAAGAAAUGAACACCAGAAGCAAGGAAAACGAGUUGUUUUGCCAUCAACAUUUGUUGGUAGCAAGAGAUAUAUGGAUCAACUAUAUUUUGACGGUAUGGCCAUUUUAAGUCGAUUGGGAUUCCCUGAUUUAUUUGUUACAUUUACCUGCAACCCAAAUUGGCCUGAAAUUAAAAGAGCAUUGUCAGGAACAGGACUACAACCCCAUGAUAGGCCAGAUAUCAUUUCAAAAGUUUUCAAAAUAAAGUUUGAUACCCUCAUGAAUGAUAUUACAAAACACCAUGUCGUCGGAAAAGUUAUUGCAUAUAUGUACACCAUUGAAUUCCAAAAGCGGGGAUUGCCACAUGCGCACAUAUUGAUAUUCCUACACCCUCAGAGCAAAUACCCAACACCAUCUGACAUAGACAACAUCAUUUCUGCUGAAAUUCCCGACCCGACUGUUCAUCCCAAUUUAUACAAGUUGGUUAAGGCACAUAUGAUGCAUGGACCCUGUGGCCUCGCGCGCAUGAACUCACAAUGUAUGAAGAAUGGAAGAUGUUCUAAAUACUAUCCCAAAAAUUUUAUUGAACACACUAUUGUUGAUGCAGAGGGAUAUCCACUUUAUAGGAGAAGAUCAAAAACCUUCACUAUUGAAAAAAAUGGUAUCACCUUGGAUAACAGACAUGUGGUUCCAUAUAACACCAGAUUUCUUAUGAAAUACCAGGCACAUAUAAACAUGGAAUGGUAUGUCUCCCCCAGUGAAGCAUGCUGGCGCAUUUACUCUUACAAUAUUCAUGGCAGAAAACCAGUUGUGGAACGUAUGUUCUACCAUUUGGUUGGGGAGAAACCUAUCUACUAUACAGAUUAUGCACGCAUGGAAAAUGUACUAGAAAUUGCAAGUGUGACUGAAUCAAUGUUUACUGCAUGGUUGGUGGGAAAUGCUAAAUAUGAAGAAGCACGAACAUUAAUUUACGGUCAAUUUGUCUCAAAGUUUGUUUAUCACAAAAAACAACGAGAAUGGAAACUGAGUAAAAAAGGCUUCACCAUUGGACGUCUCAUAUGGGUUCCGCCAACAGCUGGUGAACUAUUUUACCUCCACAUGAUGUUGACGGUAGCAAAAGGACCAACAAAUUAUGAGGAAAUCAGGACAGUGGGUAACAUCCAGUUUGAUACAUUUAGAGAUGCGUGCUUUGCAAUGGGAUUUCUUGAAGACGACAAAGAAUACAUAACUGCUAUAAAGGAGGCAAGUCAUUGGGGGACAGGUCAUUUUCUUCGAAAACUAUUUGUCUUCAUGCUUUUGUCAGGUGCUGUUAAUCGCCCUGCACAUGUUUGGGAACAAUCUUGGCUCCUAUUAUCUGAUGGUGUCUUACAUACACAAAGAGCGUUGGCUGCAAAUCCAGAAUUAGUCCUCACACAAGAAGAGUUACAAAAUUUGACUUUAAUAGAAAUUGAGAAACUGCUUCAAGCAAAUAGAAGGACACUAAAGGAUUUUAGUCCUAUUCCAUAUCCAAAUGCUUAUGUUCUUGAAUAG